AUGGCAUCCGACGAAGCUCAAAAACUCGAACCUUUGCGUCUAGAAUUACAACUUCAAGCACAUCAGCUCAAUUGGCCAUUACACGUUGGUCCUCCAUUAAGCAAUCAAGGUGCAUUUGGACGUGUCUUUGAUGGUUUAUGGACAUCAACGCAAGAAGCCGUCGUUAUUAAAUAUCAAAGGCACUCUCGCACAAAUCGGUAUGUGACUAUGUUAGACAUACAAUCGUUAAAAAGUCAGUCCGAACAAGCGUGUACUCAUACACCAUAUAUGAUGUUGUAUUUCGAUCAAGGAGGACUACCAGAGUAUCGUCUAUAUCCACUGCAGAAAUCAAUUGUACCUGUCGAAUAUUACGUUGGAGUGAAAGCAACUCUAUGUCAAACAUUACCAGCAGCACAAGCCAAAGCUUACUUCGAUAUUGAAUCAUUGGGAGGUUAUAUGAUAAUAUUUUAUAAAAUUACAAACGGUAUUACUGUUCAACAAUACAUUCAACAAAAUCCAGUAAUUAGUGAACGACAAGCAAAAAAUAUCAUUAUCUUAAUUAUUCUAAAUAUGCAUUUAGUUAAACGUUCUCUUGUAUAUCACAAUGACUUAACAGCAUCUAAUAUGUUUCUUCAGACACAGCCGUAUCCUCGGGUGUUAUUUAUUGAUUUUGGUGAUGCCGAUGUCAUGGAUGGUUAUACAUAUAAUCAAUUAAAAAUACCUCCCGAUAUGUGGACAACAAACUAUCCAGGUGGUUUACGUGGCACAUUUCAUCUCAUUAUAAAUGCUUGUCAAGAAUGCAAACAACAAUAUCCACAAAAUAUAUCACAAACAUUUGUACCACCUCAACAACAGCAGCAAGCAAUUGUUGAACAAUCAGCUAUGCAUCCAUGGAUUGUUAAUGACUUGAAAGCAGUUAUUGAUAAUCCACAAUUCCCCUACUAUCAUUGGAAAGUGUUUAAAACAUAA
Messenger RNA from Didymodactylos carnosus, 948 nucleotides. NCBI's taxonomy places the organism in Eukaryota, Metazoa, Rotifera, Eurotatoria, Philodinida, Philodinidae. The record is from the annotation of a GenBank genome assembly.